AUGGAAAAACAAGUCGAGGGUUAUUACAUUCCAGUUAAAGCCUAUAACUUUGUAGUCCCUGAUGAUGCUUUUGAAAAUGAUGAAGACCGUCCAAAUGCUCAAGCAUUGGUCUCUAAACUUCCUAUAAAACAUUUGAUAAAUAUCUUUUAAGCUUGUGCAUACCAAAAAAAAUGGUUGUUUCCAAUAUUUUGAUUUAAAAUUUUUAAAAAGAAUUUGAAAUCUGGAAUUAAAAUAGCCAGCGUACUAUACAAAGCAAGCAAAUAAAGCAAAGCAUUCAAGCAUGGCUGCACCUGGAGCCAAAAUCAAAAUUCAAAUGCCAAAAAAUUUGCUAAUUUCUAACACAAAAGAAAAAGAUUCAGAGGCUACUGAUAGCAAAACAGAUUUUGAUAGAAAUUCUGAGAAAAAACCUCAAAAAAUAAGGCCAAAUACCGCAAAACCAAAAUGGAAUGAUAAAAAUAUAUCAACAGAAGAAGACAUUCUUGACGAAAACCAAGAAGAAAAGCUAAUGCUAUUUGAAGAAGUUGAAGAAAAACCCACAGCAACUAUGGCUCAAGCACCAAGAAAGAUAGAAAACCCCCAAAGUAAAGCGUUAUAUCAGCCCAAAACUCUUCAAAGACCUUUAAGUGCAGUAACCAAAGCAAAAGUUCCUGAAAUUUUCAAAGAAGGGAAAGCUAUAACUAAAACUGAAAAAGCCCAAAAAGAUGAAAUAAAGCAAAAAGCGAUAAAAAAAGUCUCAGAUUGGAUGGAAGAAGCUGACAGAAAAAGAGAAAAAGAAGUCCAAAAAAUCCAAAAUUUAUAUCAAUUUAAAAAAUCAGAUAGCAAACUGUCAGAAAAUAUCAAAGAAUUAAUGAAAAGACUUAGCAAAACUAACGAUAAGACUAGUAAAACAAUUGGAACUGUAUUAAAAACUUCAAAUUUCAGCGAAACCAAUUCUUUAUACUCCUCAACCCAGCAGCUGAAAGAAGAUAAACUAGUUUCUGAUGAAGUUUUCAGUAUGGUAGAUACAAGAUUUAAGCUAAACCAAAGGAAUUUUACUGAAAGAAGUAUAAAUAACAGAAUUGACCUACACGCGCUGUAUAGCAACGAAAAUAAUUCAAAAAGUUCGUGGAUCCCUGACUUUUUAAUUUCACACGAAAGCUGAAACCCUAGCAAAGAACAAACUGAGGCUGCAUCAGACCACUUUAUUGACGGUGCAGAUUCCCCCGCUGACUGAAAUAAUUAUUAA
This is a messenger RNA of Blepharisma stoltei, 1225 nucleotides long. The record is from the annotation of a GenBank genome assembly. Lineage: Eukaryota; Ciliophora; Heterotrichea; Heterotrichida; Blepharismidae.